Molecule: messenger RNA, 597 nt
Organism: Didymodactylos carnosus
Lineage: Eukaryota; Metazoa; Rotifera; Eurotatoria; Philodinida; Philodinidae
Source: the annotation of a GenBank genome assembly
AUGAUGAGAACCGCAACAUGGUUUUUACAAAAGCCGAAAGUAGCGUCCUAUAUGGGAUGCGUAGGAAACGAUCAUGCAUGCGAGAUAUUAAGAGAAUUAGCAGAGAAAGCUGGUUUAAUAACCUCAUAUCAAACGAAAUCCGAUUUACCAACUGGUCAAUGUGCUGUUUUAAUUACACAAAAUAAUCGGUCAAUGAUUGCUAGCCUAAGUGCCUCACAACACUUUAGUGUUGAACACAUUGAAAAACCUGAAAACAGAGCAUUAUAUGAAAAUGCACAAGUAAUAUGCUGUGAAGAAACUAAAUUAUUUGCAAAACAUUAUUUGGAUGUACAAACAGACGAUAUUUACGCGUCAAUAAAAGCACUGCGUGACAUGUCAAAGUUAAAUAUGGCAAGACCUCGCACUAUUGUAAUAAGCAGACCACCAGAACGAACAUUAGUAGGAACGGGAUUUCUUGCGUCUGUGGCAUUAGGCAAACAUAAAGACGAAGACGUUGUUGAUUGUGUUAAAGCUGGAAUGUAUUGUGCAUAUGAAUGCCUGCAACAAACGGGAUGUACAUUUCCUGAGAAAGUUUCAUAUGACCCAACGAAAUUUUGA